UGUAAGGACAGUCAUGUUGCAAUAUAGACAAAAUUCUACACCAUAAGAAGUGUGAAUAAAUCAUACACUUAGCCAAAAACAUCAGAGGGUUUAAUAUGAAUUUUCCUAAAAAGACUAUAGCCAAGAACACAGUUUGGCAACCUGUAUGCGUAGUAAAUGUUUGUUGUGGAGAAGAACACCUGACAGACAAGGGGACAGCAGCUCAGGAAGAAGACCAGGUCUUUGGAGAAGGCGUCACGUAACUCUGGGUGAAUUUUUUACUUUAUUUUGAGGUGACCUUUGGGAAGAUGAGGCAAGUCAGGCAGAACUUCCAUGAAGACUGCGAGGCUGCCAUUAACAAGCAGGUCAACCUCAAACUUCACGCCAGUUAUGUUUUCCUCUCAAUGAGUUAUCACUUCGAGCGAGACGAUGUAGCUCUCCCUGGUUUUGCAAAAUUCUUCAAAGAUGCUAGUGACAGUGAACGAGAUCAUGCACACCAGCUCAUGAAUUAUCAGAAUAAACGUGGUGGAGGUAUUGUUUUACAGCCCAUUGCAGCACCACCACAGCAGGAAUGGGGAUGUGCAGUAGAAGUUGUUCAGAUGGCACUAGAUCUGAAGAAACGAAUUAAUCAAAGUUUCCUUGAGCUCCACAUGCUGUCGUCUACCAAGGAUGAUCCAUUCACAUGCCAUUUCAUCGAUGAUCACUUUUUGAUUGAACAUGUGGAGUCCAUAAAGAAAAUGGGUGACAUGGUGACCAAGUUGAAACGUGUUGGAGCAGCUGGUUUGGGAGUGCAUUUGUUCGACCAAGAGCUCCAGUAGUUUCUUGUAAAUGAUUUUGUGGAUACUAUAGUUAGAUAUGUUUUAUGAUUUAUAAAAUUUAUUCUGUGAUUUAGUCAUAAACUAAAUUGGGUUGUUACUAUUAAAUGAUAGGUGUAUAAUAAUGAUAUUUGGUAUGUAGACCCUUGAUAAAGGUAAAAGUAAUGAAUAUUAAAAAAAAAAAAAAAUCUUUUUAUCCUUCUUUAUAUAUUUUGUACACAUAUUGUAAUGUUUUUUUCUUUCUUUAUAUGUCUUUGUAUACAUAUUGUUUAAGAACUAGUUAAACACCUUCAUUUAACAUUUUUGUGUAAUAUAACUUUAUGAGAGUUAACUUGAGUACUUGAAAACAUAGCAAUAUAAAAUGGCAGGUAUUUUACAAAUUGAAGGUAAGCUUAGAAAGACUAUUUUACAUAUAUAAAAAUUUAUUUGUAGCUUCAUCUUGAUUCAAAUUCAUAAGAUGACAUUACUUUUCUGUGUAAAUGUAUAUGUAUGUUUGUAUAUAUAUACACAUUUCUUAAAUAAGAUCUCAGGCCUUCAAGUAUAGGAUGCCAGCCAGCACUCAAAAUCUAGUGCUUAAAGAAUGGUUAUAUGGUUGAUAAAAACAUUGCAUAUAUACAUAUAAAAAAGGAAAAGGAGACUAUAUGGUAGACUUAUUUUUAAUAAUCAGCCUUGUAUCUUCUUUCUUGUACUUCUUAUUGUCAGGUAUUAGACCAUUCAUUUUGAAAUGAGAAAAGGCUUGUAUCAACUUGGUUAAAAGAGGAAAUUGUUUCAAUUACGCAUAUAAAAUACAAUGUACAUUCCA
Messenger RNA from Penaeus indicus, 1596 nucleotides. RefSeq names its product ferritin, heavy subunit-like. NCBI's taxonomy places the organism in Eukaryota, Metazoa, Arthropoda, Malacostraca, Decapoda, Penaeidae. Gene Ontology annotation, biological process: intracellular iron ion homeostasis; iron ion transport. The record is from RefSeq and is a predicted model, not a curated record. The transcript is spliced from 4 exons. Gene Ontology annotation, molecular function: ferric iron binding; ferrous iron binding. Gene Ontology annotation, cellular component: cytoplasm. The coding region runs from base 288 to 797 and encodes 169 amino acids.